UCGCUCUUCUUUCUUUAUUCUAUUUCUUCUUUACCAUCCUUGUUGAUUUUAUUUGAGCUAUGGGUUUUUCCUGUUUCUUAUUUAUGUUUUAUUUUCUUGUUUGCUUUCAGCUGGGAUUCUGUUUAGUUCCUUCUUGCUGUGGAAAAUUGAUGUGAAAUUAUUUGUAUUUUUGUCUUAAUUUCAUUGUCCGUUUUGUUUUGGUUAUUUUUGUUUGGAUUUCUUGCUAUAAUUUUUGGGUGCUGCCUGUUAUUCCAUGAAAAUGAUUCUUAGUUAUUGCAAUGAAAUUAAGUGGUCUGAUUGUAUAGAAAUUAGAUUACCAUAAAAUAGUUUAGAAGUUUACAGUUAAAUGUUCUUUCAUUGUAGCAAGAUUGAGAAUCAAUAUCCAUAAUUUCAGUAGAUAUAGUUUGGGCUGAGUUAUGCCUUAGAUUUAUUGACAAUUGCAAAGCUUGUGUUUUUGUGCUAUACUCUUUAUUUGUUAUUGCUUGCGCCAUCAAGAACUGUUGGAGAUAUGCAAGAAGUAUGUGGAUGUUCUGUUGAAAUUCGACUUUACUAAUGUUUUGAAUGCUGAUAUGGUAAUUAAAAGUAGAGAUAUGAAUUUUAGGAUUCACCUUCUUUAGGGUUAGUUCAAAGAUGAAUUAUGCUUGAAUUCUAAGGUGGCAACGGUGCUUCUUCUAUGUUUUAUUAUAUAUCGAUAACUUGAAAUGAGAAAUCUAAUCGAAGUUUAGCUAUUUAAUAAGAAGAUUGCCAAAUUUGAUUGUUCACUUCCUGCAUCAUCUUCUCUCUUGUAGCAUCUUAUAACUAUCUCAAAAGACUGAAGAUGAGGAACUCUCGUGACAGUAAAAUAUUAUUUGACUAAUAGUGCAAUGGCAUAUUAAUUGGGCAGCGAGUUUCUUGAAUGUUAUUACUAGUUUCGAGCAUGUCGGUGUAUAUGGAAUCAUAGCAUCGCCCUUAUCAAACGUUUGGCUCUUGACAGAGAGGUGUAUGCUCCAAAGGGUAUCCAAAAAUGGGAACUUUGGCCCUCGAAACCAGUGGUGCGUGCUCGAGUGACUACAUAGCGUUGGGGCUGAAGGACUUCAGAAAAGGCAGUAUAGAAAAGCCCCAGAUUCUCUCACUUUUAUCGACAUUGCUAGAGAGGUCCGUCCAUAAAAACGAAAGGAGGCUAGAAACUUUACAAACUAAAGACUUCAUCACAAUAUUCCACGGUUUAAGAGCGCCUUCUCUCAGCAUUCAACAAUACAUAGAUCGGAUUUUUAAGUAUUCAUGCUGCAGCUCUUCGUGCUUUGUUGUGGCGUACAUAUACAUGGAUAGAUUCAUCGAGCAAACGAAAUCAUUGCUAACUUCCCUGAAUAUUCACCGGCUCACAAUCACCAGUGUAAUGCUUGCUGCAAAAUUCAUGGAUGAUGCAUUCUACAAUAAUGCAUAUUAUGCUCGAGUGGGAGGCGUGAGCACAGCAGAGAUGAACAAAUUGGAGAUGAAAUUCUUAUUUUCUCUAGAUUUCCGGCUUCAUGUGAAUGUACAGACGUUUGGUAAAUAUUGUUCCAUCCUUAAACGAGAAGCAAAAGGCACCCUCGUUGAGCGCCCCAUCCAGGCUUGCGGAGUGGAAGAGAGCUGGACGAACAAGGACGACUCCACCUGUGCUCGACCAGUUGCGAGAUGAUCUGCUAAAGAAUGCUGAUAUCCAACCAUAUACGACGUGAAACAUGAAGAAUUUUCGACAUUUUUAUAUCUUAGGGAGGGCCAACAUCCAGUGGUAACAUAGGUAAGUCAUAUGUGUGCAAACUUGUUAUGACUUACAUUUCAUGUGUUGUGAAAGUAUGUAGGGUUGUUUUCGACAUUUCACUUCUCCCACUCAACAGUCAGUGGUUUGGCCUUAAUAGUCAUAGUAUGAAGCUUUGAAUUGAAGGUAA
Salvia miltiorrhiza (redroot sage) is the source of this 1907-nucleotide messenger RNA. Its product is annotated as cyclin-P3-1. Gene Ontology annotation, molecular function: protein kinase binding. The coding region runs from base 1004 to 1657 and encodes 217 amino acids. NCBI's taxonomy places the organism in Eukaryota, Viridiplantae, Streptophyta, Magnoliopsida, Lamiales, Lamiaceae. The record is from RefSeq and is a predicted model, not a curated record. Gene Ontology annotation, biological process: regulation of cyclin-dependent protein serine/threonine kinase activity. The transcript is spliced from 3 exons.